Molecule: messenger RNA, 933 nt
Organism: Girardinichthys multiradiatus
Lineage: Eukaryota; Metazoa; Chordata; Actinopteri; Cyprinodontiformes; Goodeidae
Product: odorant receptor 131-2-like
Exons: 2
Coding region: 1-933 (310 amino acids)
Biological process (GO): G protein-coupled receptor signaling pathway
Cellular component (GO): membrane
Molecular function (GO): G protein-coupled receptor activity
Source: RefSeq, a predicted model, not a curated record
AUGAAUAUCACAACAACCACAAAUAAGGAACCCCUGCACAUUGCAGUAGUUAGGCUUGGAUUCACAGUUUUUUUCUCGCUCACGAUCAUCUACAUCAAUGGCAUUUUGAUACACAUUUUCAGAAAACAUCAGGUUUUCAACAUGAAUUCUCGCUACAUCCUCUACAUUCAUCUGGUUUUCAAUGACAUCAUUAUGUUAGCAUUGAUGGUCCUCCUCAUAAUUCUGAGCACCGUCUUAUACACAAUUAAUGUCUCGUUUUGCAUUAUUAUGCUUAUGAUUGCCAUAUCUUCAAAUCUAAACAAUCCGUUAACACUUGCUGCUAUGGCCUUAGAGUGUUACUUGGCUAUAUGCUUCCCUCUCCACCACCCCCGGAUCUGUACUGUCAAAAAAACGUACAUUGUGAUCGCUGUGAUAUGGUUUCUGAGCUCUCUAACAAUACUGCCAGAUCUGUUUGUACUUGUGGCAACAAGACCUGCAGAAUAUUUCAAUUCAAGGAGUUUUUGCUUGUGGGCAAAUAUUUUCACAUACCCUCAUCUUGAGAAGAAGAGAGAUGUAUCGAACAUAAUUUGUUUGGUCAUUGUGUGGCUCAUUCUUUUUUAUGCAUACUUCAGAAUCCUUUUUACAGCACAGGCUGCCUCUUCAAAUGCAAAGAAAGCGAGGAACACCGUUCUGCUGCAUGGCUUCCAGCUGCUGCUGUGUAUGCUGAGCUAUGUUCAUAGCAUAAUGAUAGAGGGCAUUAUAAAGCUUUUCCCAGAAGACGCUCGAGUCAUACGCUUUGCGAUCUCUUUGCUCAUUCAGGUUACGCCUCGGCUUAUCAGUCCAAUAGUUUACGGGAUAAGGGACAAGUUGUUCAGACAGUACCUGAAACGAUACUUUUUACCCACUACUAAGACAGACAUUUAUCCAGAAAAGCUGGAAAAGAAGCCAAUAUAA